Molecule: messenger RNA, 2898 nt
Organism: Pelodiscus sinensis (Chinese soft-shelled turtle)
Lineage: Eukaryota; Metazoa; Chordata; Testudines; Trionychidae
Source: RefSeq, a predicted model, not a curated record
AAAUCUGUUGGAACUUCGAGCAAUCUUCUACGCAUGCAAACACUUUCUUCCCCAGAUCAGAGGGCUUACAGUAAGGAUACUGACAGACAACGUAGCGGCGAUGUAUUAUGUCAACAGACAAGGGGGAGCACGAUCACGUUCCCUAUGCGCCGAGGCAGUGCGGUGCUGGAAUUGGUGCAUACAGAACAACGUAAGCAUAACAGCAUCGUACUUACCUGGCACCGCCAAUGUGAUUGCAGACUCCCUCAGCAGACAGUUUCCCACGGAUCACGAGUGGGAAGUAAGGACAGACGUUCUAUCUGCCAUAUUCCAGAGAUGGGGUACUCCACUGGUAGACCUAUUUGCAACAUACGACAACAAGAAAUGUCACCUAUAUUGCUCGAGAGCGGGGCUCGGCAAGAGCUCUCUCGGCGAUGCGUUUCUGAUCAGGUGGAAGAAAGCACUUCUGUAUGCGUUUCCUCCCACGCCGCUUAUCUCCAGAACACUAGAGAAAAUCAGGUUAGAGGCAGCAACGGUCAUUUUCCUAGCUCCAGCAUGGCCCAGACAAGCCUGGUUUCCAUUCUUACACAGGAUGUCAAUUCAACCACCUUACCUUCUUCCUCUCCAUCAGGAUCUCCUCACUCAGGAAGGGGGGACACUGUUACACCCCAGGCUGCAGUCGCUGCAUCUGACGGCGUGGCUUCUUACUGGUUGAAAGGAGAUGAAAAUCUAUGCUCCGAAGAGGUCAAGACAGUACUUCUUCAUAGUAGAAAACAGUCUACACGGAAUACCUACCUGGCAAAGUGGCGGAGAUUUUCUGACUGGUGCAUUCAGAACAAUAUACACCCCCUAUCGUCUCCUCUACAGAACGUUUUGGACUACAUCCUUGAUUUACGAGAGUCAGGUCUUACGCUUUCGUCUUUAAGAGUGCACUUGGCAGCCAUCAGUGCUUUUCAUCAACCAGUAGGGGGUUCUGCGCUCUUCUCUCACGCAAUUACAAAAAGGUUCUUGAAGGGACUUCAAAACUUAUAUCCGCCACGAAGCGCGCCCUCUCCUUCCUGGAAUCUCGAUUUAGUGCUGGAUACCAUUAUGCACCCACCUUUCGAACCCUUGGCAUCGGUUUCGCUACAUAUUUUAACGAUGAAAACAAUCUUCCUGCUUGCAAUUACAUCGGCGAGACGGGUAGGGGAAUUGGGGGCGCUGAUGGCAAGCCCCCCCUUCACUGUUUUUUCCAAGGACACAGUAACGCUCCGAUUACAUCCGGACUUUAUCCCCAAAGUUUGUUCUUCUUUCCAUAUCAAUGAACCUAUCGUUCUUCCGACCUUUUAUCCCAAACCUCAUUCCUCCAGUAGAGACGCUCUGUUCCACACACUUGACUUCCGACGUGCACUGUCGUUCUACAUAGACAGAACGCGCCAGUGGAGACGAACCGACAGGUUGUUGGUAUCUUUGGCACCUAGAUCGAAAGGCAAGGCACUUUCCACUCAACGCAUUGCAAAAUUAAUCACACUCUGUAUUAUGGAAUGUCAUUCAAUUAGAAACAAACCUCUUCCUUCAUUACCUCGGGCUCACUCCACGAGAGCUGUAGCGACUUCCACUGCAUUUGCAAGGGGAGUUCCCCUGGCGGAUAUUUGCCGUGCGGCUACUUGGGCUUCUAGUAUAACUUUCGCACGGCAUUAUGCCAUAACGAAGAGGUGGGCUUCAGACGCUGCAGUAGCCUCUGCGGUACUGUCCACGGUAGAAAAUAAUUGACCCGGAGCGCGUUCUGGGUUACUGCUUUGUGCUCCACGCCCCACCCUCCUCCCCGCUCCGGGUCUCUCUGCUUUGUCUUUCAGGGACCGAGCGGUGAGAGGAACUGACAAGGGGGGGGCCGGACCGUUGCAAAGGCGCGAACGCCGCGCGCUCCGCUCGCGCAUGCGCGGUCCGGCCCAACUACGGCUAUGGAAAACUUCCGAUCAGCGGCGCCGGGACGGGACCCGACACCUGGAGUGGAGCACCCACGGGGACCACUUGAAGAAGAACUGGUAGGUAGGUGUACAACCUGAUUCAAGUGGAGUUCAGAGGAAGUCUUUGAAAUAAAUUUGGGAUGAACCUUAAAAAAACUUCAUCCUUCUGGAAGGCAGUAUGGGGAAGGUCUGUGAUAAGGUUCCCACACUCACCUACAUUUCUGGUGGAAAUGACUGCAGUCAGGAUAGACACCUUUAGAAAUAGAUGAAGCAUGCAAUAAGAGGCUAACAGUUUGAAUAGAGGAUUGAGGUCCCAAGCCGGCAUUGGUUUCAGUACUGGAAUUAAGUUUCUGGAAAGGCCUUUCAGAAACACCACAGUUGUUUGGUAAGUCAAGACUAAACAUUCUUCAGUGGAAGAUGUAAGGCAUUAAUCACAGCAAAUAUGCAUGUAGUGAGCUGACAGAUGUCUUUAAAACAGGGGUUGUCAGAAAUGGUAGGAAUUAGUGAGAGCUCUGGAAGUGUCUGAUAAUAUUGGGAUCGGACAGAAAAUGUCUUCCAUUUUGCAACACAACAUUUUCUCACAGAGCAUCUCCCACCACUAUUGAGGAUGAAAUAUACUCCUUCUGAACAAGACCUCUCUCUAGGCUCAUCAUCCAUCCAAAUACUAGACUGUAAAAUGAAAGGAUGCUGAGCUGGUGGGAAUACUGAGUCAGCAGGAUGGAAAAUAGCUGGAUGUGUAUGCACAGAUAAUACAAAGAAUGCUGGACCAAAACUACCUUGGUUACCAGGGCACUACAAGGAUUACUGAUAUCUGACCUGCUUCAUUUUCCUCUGGAUUUCCAGUAAGAGUGGAAUGGGUCAGAAAGCAUUAUUAGUGGUUCAGAACAUAGCACUAAGAAUGCCUCCCCUUUGAAACGUCAAACUGCUUAAGAGCAGUAGGCCAGGCAUCUCGAAGAGGCAGGGGAGGGGAAGA